This is a messenger RNA of Mixia osmundae IAM 14324, 771 nucleotides long. RefSeq lists its product as uncharacterized. The transcript has 4 exons. The record is from RefSeq and is a predicted model, not a curated record. Bases 1 to 771 code for a protein of 256 amino acids. Lineage: Eukaryota; Fungi; Basidiomycota; Mixiomycetes; Mixiales; Mixiaceae. Gene Ontology annotation, cellular component: DASH complex; mitotic spindle polar microtubule; mitotic spindle. Gene Ontology annotation, biological process: mitotic sister chromatid biorientation.
AUGACAAGCCAGGAGGCUCACGUGAGGCCUACCACGCCCAUCCGACGCAUCUCUCGUGGAUCUCUGUCAGCACUAUCAGCUUCUCGCUCGGGCGCGAACGGCGCACCUCUCGCUCACCUCGAAAGCGUCUUUGGCGAGCUCAGAGAUGCCAUGGAAGACUACUCGAGCCACAUGGCUUCGCUCUGCGAGAUCAACAAUGGUCUCGACAGAUUCAAUCAAGCCUUCGCUGGCUAUCUCUACGGUCUCAAGAUGAACGCUUACACGACAGAAUACAGCGAGGCACCUGCGAAGAUCUCGUACGAGUUAGCAGCACAGCGUCACGCUUCGCAACAGCAAGCGCAGCAGCAGCCCACCGCGGCACAACAGCCGCCACCGAAAGAAGAGCCACCGAGCACAACAGUGACCGCAACGACGAGCGCGCCUGCGCAGAGAGGCAGAGUGACGAGCGGUACACGCGGCAGAGGAGGUGCGCCCAGCUCAGGCAGGAAUGCUGCUGCUGCAGAGAAGAAAGCCCUCGCCGCUUUUGCGGGCACGAUACUCGAUACGCUACCUAUCAAGUACCGCGAACAAGAACCACAUCGGAGCGAGAUGCAGAGCGUGAUCAUCCUGCUCAAGCGAAAGCCAGAGGGCAUGUCAGUCGCAGAAAUCACCGCGUCGGAUCCCAAGAUUGCUAGUCAUCGAGCCAAUCAAUGUCUGCUCGCUCUCGUUGCCGCCAAACACGCGACAAAGUCGACAAAUGGCGGCUUGACCUAUCGACUCAACGCGGCGUAA